Linum tenue is the source of this 1108-nucleotide messenger RNA. Lineage: Eukaryota; Viridiplantae; Streptophyta; Magnoliopsida; Malpighiales; Linaceae. The record is from the annotation of a GenBank genome assembly.
GUUGUGUAUUGCAGUCCCAUUGAAGCAAGGAAAAGAAAUACAUACUCCUACAUUAAACAAUUCCAAGUCAAGCUAAUCCUAAUUUCCGGUAGGAGUUUACUCCUCACACUCAAAAUCAAAGAUAUAAGCAAAACUCACCUCAAUCCAAUUGGCUCGACGAAGGGAGGCAGAAGAAGGAAGGCCUGAGAUGGAUUUCCACAAGGAAGAGCUGGAUUUACUACUCGUCCCUCUUGCGUUGGCUAUCUUAUUCAGCUACAACCUCUUCCUUCUCUACAGAUACCUCAAUCACCCUCACAGCACCGCUAUCGGCUUCCAGAACAAUGACAAGAGAGCUUGGGUCGAGAGAAUCAUGCAGGGCGACAAGGACGAUGUUGCCAUCGCUCUCUCAGUAAUUUCAUCGAACACCUCGGCUGCAACUGUCCUGGCUUCAAUCUCCCUAACCCUCAGCUCUCUGAUUGGCGCCUGGCUCGGUGGGAACUCCCCCAACGUCUUCCAGAGCGAGCUGAUAUACGGCGACACAAGAGCCUGCACGCUAUCGAUCAAAUACAUUAGCCUGAUGCUCUGCUUCCUCCUCGCCUUCUCUUGCUUCGUUUCCUCGGCGACGCAUUUCGUCCACGCCAACUACCUCAUUAGCAUCCCCAGCAGCGACGUCCCCGUGAAGAGCGUGGAGACGACGGUGAUACGCGCCGGCGAUUUUUGGUGCCUGGGACUCCGAGCUUUGUACUUCGCGCUGAAUCUGUUGAUGUGGUUCUUUGGGCCGGUGCCCAUGUUCGUUUCGGCCGUGAUCACGGUGGCUAUUCUCUGCUCCGCCGACGUCAAUUCCAAGCCGCUGCAUCAACACUUGCCGGCGCCCCCAAGGGCCCAGAUGACGAAAAGGGUUGUUCAGCCCAAAAGCCCGGCGAGCGUGGAGUUUUUGUAGUGGGCCGGGCUGAUAGAGCACCCUUCGCAACUUGUUUUUCUGUAAUUUUACCUUUUCUUUUUCUGGUAAGGCUUUUCCACGUCAAAGAAAAUAUCGAAUUAGAGUAUCCGACACGCAAAAAUGUUUGGCAAGUUUGUACACCAUCUAAUUAUAUUAAUUGUUUUAAUAAAAGUGUUUGAGCCCGAUCGA